Talaromyces atroroseus is the source of this 1503-nucleotide messenger RNA. RefSeq lists its product as hypothetical. Gene Ontology annotation, cellular component: membrane. Bases 1 to 1503 code for a protein of 500 amino acids. Lineage: Eukaryota; Fungi; Ascomycota; Eurotiomycetes; Eurotiales; Trichocomaceae. Gene Ontology annotation, biological process: transmembrane transport. Gene Ontology annotation, molecular function: transmembrane transporter activity. The record is from RefSeq and is a predicted model, not a curated record. The transcript has 5 exons.
AUGGCCGCCGCUAGGAAGUUCCCGACAGAACCAGAUAUACUUACUGCACUCGACGAGCCCCCGCGCACCGAAUGGAGCGAAUACAAUGACGCGGACCAUCUCGGAGCAUCCGGUGUGGAUGUCCAAGACAUGACGCGCAUGGGAAAGACCCAAGAGUUCAAACGUGCCUUUCGCCCCCUAGCGGCCCUCAGUUUCUCUGCCGUUCUACAAGCAACAUGGGAAUUUAUUCUGAUGGCCCCUACAUCCGGUGGGCAGUACCACUGGGUGUCUGAGUUUGCUGGCACCAAUUGGCAACGGUUCUUGAGUUACACAACAGGUUGGAUGGCUGUUCUGGCCUGGCAGGCCGGUGCUGCCUCAGGCUCGUAUCUUACAGGUACCAUCCUGCAAGGCCUCAUUAGCAUACGGGAUCCCGGCUAUAACCCUACACGGUGGCAGGGUACUCUGUUCGUCGUUGCAAUGGUUGCGCUUAUCUAUGUUUUCAACGUUUAUGCGUCUAGCUGGCUGCCCCGCAUACAGAAUCUGCUGAUGUUGCUGCACAUUGUCUCAUGGGUGAUUGUGCUGGUUGUGUUAGUUGUCUUGGCCCCUCACAGAUCAGCGAAGUCUGUUUUCACAGAGUUUCAGAACGGUGGCGGGUGGCCGACCCUGGGUGUUUCGCUCAUGAUCGGACAGAUCUCUGCCAUUUACGGUUCAUUGAGCUCCGAUGCUACCGCCCAUAUGUCAGAAGAAGUCAAAGACGCUAGUCGAUAUGUUCCAAUUGCCAUUCUCUGGGGUUAUAUUGUGAACGGAAUUCUCGGGCUGGCCAUAGUGAUCAUCUACCUGUUCUCGAUACCAUCACUAAGUGACGCGCUGAAUGAUCCCAGUGGAUUUCCAUUCAUUUACGUUUUCCAAAACUGCGUAUCGACAGCAGGCGUCAACGGUCUGACUUCAAGUAUAUUGAUACCGGUUAUAUUCAGCAACAUUCUGUUUAACAUUUCAACUGCACGCCAAACCUAUGCAUUCGCGCGUGACAAGGGGUUUCCAUUCGGAGCGUGGCUGGCGCGUGUUGAUCGGAAACGCAAGAUUCCUAUCAACGCCAUUGCCUUCUCGUGCCUCAUCAGCGUCUUGUUAUCAUUGAUCAACAUUGGCAGUGAUACGGCUUUCAAUGCCAUCAUUUCGUUAAAUGUUGCUGCCCUCAUGUCCACAUAUGCGGUGUCCAUCUCGUGUGUUUUAUACACCCGCAUCUGGCACCCCAGCCGUCUGCCCGAGAAGCGCUGGUCCCUCGGUCGUUUCAGUGUACCCGUGAAUGUAAUCGGGCUAUGCUACGUCAUCUUCGCGCUGUUCUGGUCUUUCUGGCCCCCUUCGCCUGGAUUUGACGCCAGCGAAUUCAAUUGGUCCGUCGUGAUUUUUGUUGGAGUUCUCAUCAUCAGUCUGGUUAUGUAUGCCGUACACGGGCGUUAUCAUUAUGCAGGACCUGUCGAAUAUGUCAGUCGCUCAUCGGUUAACCGUCUAUUGCUACGUGAUUAG